Messenger RNA from Plasmodium gallinaceum, 390 nucleotides. RefSeq names its product mitochondrial ribosomal protein S8 precursor, putative. Gene Ontology annotation, cellular component: ribosome. NCBI's taxonomy places the organism in Eukaryota, Apicomplexa, Aconoidasida, Haemosporida, Plasmodiidae. Gene Ontology annotation, molecular function: structural constituent of ribosome. The transcript is spliced from 2 exons. The record is from RefSeq and is a predicted model, not a curated record. The coding region runs from base 1 to 390 and encodes 129 amino acids. Gene Ontology annotation, biological process: translation.
AUGCAGAGAGCAUGUGAAAUGGUCGUAUCUUUGUUACGAACUGAUUCCAUGACUCAGAAGUGUCCUUUCCAUGUGCUUAAUGUUCAAAUUCUUGAAUUAUUACAAAAGGAAGGUCUUAUAAGAGGGUUUGCGAUUAAAGGAACAAAAAUAGAUAUACUACUUAAACAUUAUAAAGGAGCUCCUGUUAUAAGAAAUAUUCGUGUUGUUUCUAAACCAAGUAGAGAUAUAUGGCUAACUCCUCAUGAACUUAAAUUUCGCACACGAUUUAACACAGGGCUUUGGGUUAUGCAGACUAGCUGUGGUGUAAUAAGUCAUAGAGAUUGCAUUCGAAUGGGUAUUGGAGGUAAAAUGUUAUUUGCAGUUAAUAAUGGUUAUCAACAUUUUUGUUGA